AUGCUGUUCGGGGUAGCUUUGCUCUUUCUAGGAGCUGUCGCUGCCAACCCGGUCAUACCCAGGGAAGAUGGUAGCUCUACUCCCACUCCCACUCCGACUAUUUCAAGUAGUACACCCAUCUCUGCGCCAUCCGAUGCAUGCGCCACCUCAUCAACAAGUAGCCAGUGGCUAAGCGUAUGCGAUACCACUAUUUUCUGGCCAACAUCGACCAACUACUACUACGGCCCGACCACCGGCCCCGAGGCAUCCGCAGUCUCCUGCAAUGCCGAAUGGGUCGAAUUCGACGGACGCGCCACCGGCCUAGAAUCCCUCGGCGCAACGUCCACUUCCACCAUCUACAGUACCUACACCACCAGCACGGGAGCCUGCAACACCCAAAUCUGGGGCGAAGGCUGGGACGACCCCCACACAGGCCCAGUGACCACGCUAUGUGACGGGAUCCCCCGAGCCCUGGGUCCCCGAGAAUACUCGACCACAUACUGGCCAGGCACAGGACCCUGCAGCUCAUUCAUAGCGACCGAAACCACCACAACCCUAGUCUAUCGAUCCCCAUCACCAACGCCCAGCUGCUCGCUAAACACCGAAGAAUGCAUCCCUAUCUGGCAAACCUACACCAGCCUCCGCGACGCCUACUACGCCUCCAUCACAACCGCAACCCCAGGCGAUACCAACAGCCCAAUCGCCCCCGGAAGCUGUCCAUCCACGAAAAGGAACUACACAGAGCAGGACCCCUGCACAAACUGCCACUUUCUCCCCGGAACCGCAACCCUCUUCUACUGGCCCGUAACCACCACCAACGGCGACCUCUGUCUGCAGAACGGAAGCACCGUCCCCGCAACAGCCACCGGAGAAGGCCCCAACACAGCCAUCGUAAACGGCAACACCUUCGUCUCACCCAGCAUCUACGUCUCCUUCACAAGCAUCUACGCCCGCAGCAACCGACGCGCCCACCCCGGUGGUUCCUGCGGCGGCGAAUACGAAGACGUGAUCAUCUCCGUCGAUCCCAAGGCCGUAUCCUCCUAUCGCAGCCACGUCAACGCCAAAUACCCGACUAUCGGAACCGCGUAUCCCUUCGAGUACGAUGAGUUCCAGCCCCAUGAAGUCGGGAAUUAUACGAUGUCCCUGAUCCCCUGGGAGAAGUACCAGGGCGCCUCGCAGUGUCCGUUCCGUGGUGGGAAUAAGUGUACUAUGAUUCGGGAUGAUUAUAUGCCCUGGAUGGGUAUCCCGGAGGGUGUUAUGACCCAGAUCGACCCGAGAUGGACGGAAUGUGAUCGGGAAUGGUAUAUUCCGCCUGUGAGUAUGGUGCCUCUUGUGGGCGAUCUGGAGUCCCUGCCUACUGGGGCUGCGGAGGCGAGGGUUCCCACGCCUACGCCGGCGGUGCCUGAGUCGGGGGUUGCUGUGCCUACGCCAGAGGCUACUUUAUGGUAG
Molecule: messenger RNA, 1428 nt
Organism: Aspergillus oryzae RIB40
Lineage: Eukaryota; Fungi; Ascomycota; Eurotiomycetes; Eurotiales; Aspergillaceae
Exons: 2
Coding region: 1-1428 (475 amino acids)
Source: RefSeq, a predicted model, not a curated record